AUGGCCGAAGCUGGGGAUCUCUUGUAUUGUCUGCUGGUGUCCGAGACCGGGACAAAAUCCGUGUGUGGAUGGGCCGUGGAGGUAGAUGGUGACGACGUGGUUUUGGCGACGACUUCGGAAGACCUCGCGGCCCUAUCUCAUAAGACCAUUGGGGAGAAUCAGGUGGGCUUCGUGAGAGUGGCUUUGUCUGCUGUGGGCCUUAGUGCGCCUGCUGACUGGAAAGGUCGUAGGCCUAAAGACUUGCCAAGCUGUGCCACUUGUGAACGCGCAUGGAAGAAGGUAGGAAAGAAGGACCUUGCCAGCAGCGAAGCCGAAGCCCCAACCAAGAUCCCAGCCCCACGGUCAAAGGGUCUAGCAGGGGACUUGAAGGGCCUUCGGGCCUUGUACACCCAGACCCGGGCCGGCGACGACUCGGACGAGGAGGACGAGGGCACAGAGGACGACGAGGCAUCCACGGAUCGGCGAAAGAUGGACUUCCUGCCGCCCGGAGGGCGGGUCAAGAAGACCAAGGCCAAAGCGGAAGGCAAGGCGGUGAAGGGCGAGCUGGACAUGAACCAGAUCCUCCAGCAGAGCUUGGCAGCAGGGCAAUCCCCGAACGAGCUAGUGCCCCUCAUGAUGAUGGCGAUGCUGAUGGACCAGAAGAAGAACAAAAAGAAGAAGAAGGACAGAAGCGGCCGCUCUAUCCUUGGUGGCUCCGACUCCGAAGACACGGACAGCGACGACGACUUGCAGGGAAAAGGGAUGAAGGCCGUAUCGCAGCUGAACAGGUUGCACGAGCAGAUCCAUCGGCGACCCAGGCGCAUUUGCGACCUCUUCGAGAAGGAGGUCAUAGAGGAGCUGGGGAUUGUAAAGGGCCAAGCUUGGACUCUUCGGGAUUACGUUCGAAAGCAGCAGUGGGGAAAGUUCAAGGGGAUCUACAGAUGUGCCAUGAUGGAUGUGGCGGUUUACGAAAGCCUGCGGGCGAACGAACCACAGGUGGCGGCUGCUCAGGUCGUGCAGAACUUGAAGGCGAAGCUGCAGAGCGUACUCCAGGGAGGAGACUGGGCAACUGCCUGGUUGUUGACGGGAUUGCCAGACCCCUGCAGCCGCAGGGAGUUCGCAGGAUCUCGGGAAGAGAUGGCGAUUGUAUCGGGCUACGUCGAAUCAUUGAGCAAGCUCCAGAAGCGAGUGCGAGAGAAUCACAACCGAGCCCAGGCCGAAGAGGAGACCGAGGAGCCCGCCAGCUCCUCUCACAAGAAGUGUACUCGGCUGGAGCUGUCCAGCGAUGUUACAGCAUUAUUUCCGAGCAUGCUGCCCUAUCCCGAAGCUCUCCUGCCUGCUGGCGCGGAGGUGGGUUCGGAUCAGGUGGUCACUUGGUGGAGCAAGGCGUUCCUCAAUGCGUUUAUCGCCUGGGGUAACUUUGUGACUCUUGGGUGCCCAGGUUCCGAUGGCAGUGCUUUUGAGCCGCGAGUGGGACAUCGGUGUGUGGAGGCCAUCCGUGCCUUCAGCGAUGAGCUGCUCGGCGAGAUGCGCGAAUUCGUCUCCCUGGAGCUUGUUUUGGGUGAGCUCGGUUGCGAGGGCAAGCGGGCUUCUGUGCAACAGUUGCUGGAUCAAGUAGCGGGGAGGGCGGGUGCAAGCUAUGUGAUCGAGCCCACGGACGGUGGGUUGCCAUCGACGGCGUUGCCGGUGGUGGCGGAGCGCUUGGCGAUUCCCGCGAGGGCGGGGCAGGUGGAUCCGUGUGAUUGGUUGGCGGCCGAUCGUGCGGCGGUGGUGAAUAACCUAGAGAAGUUGCGGCUCCCCGAGCCCCUUUGGGAGGAUGUUGUGGUGGCUUGCCACCGGGUUGCACCGGAGGAGGAGCCGGCUCUUGCUAGGCGGAUGCUUGAAACUGGCAUGGCUGCUCUCGUUCCUGAGGCCGAUUUGCCCCGGGACCAGUGUGGAAAGCUGCUAGGCGGUGGACUGUUUUGUGUAGCCAAGAACCAACAAGAGGACAGGCUCAUCUAUGAUCGGAGGCCAGAGAAUGCAACCAUGCCCCGAUUGCGGUGGGCAACUUUGCCAUCAGGUGCCUGUUUUACCAGACUGCUUUUAGAGCCCAACCAGUAUUUGCGUGGUUCAGGUGAUGAUUUGCGGAACUACUAUUACUCUCUUCGACUACCUGAAGGUUGGGUGCGAUAUAAUUCAGUAGGCCGUCGUGUUCAUCCAGAUGUCGUGCGUGAUCAUGGGGGCGACCCUGCAGUGGACUAUCGGUUAUGUUUCAGGGUCCUGGGGAUGGGUGAUAAGAACGGAUGCUGUAUCGCACAGGCGACUCACGAGGCGGUGUUGAGGAGGCACGGAGUUCUUGAUGCAUCGACGCAGUUGGUAUACGGCCAGCAUGUACCCGGAGGUGACCUUUGGGAAGGAGUGUAUUUGGAUGACUUGUUGGUAACCCAGAAGUGCACCAUGCCGUAUGAGAUCCCCGUAGAUGGCACGUUCAUUCCUCCAGAAGCUCAGGUCACCGACGCGGAUAUGCAGCAGAUGCAGAAGGCGGAGUUGGCAUACCUAGAGGCCGGUCUUGAGAGGGCUGUUCACAAGGCAUUCCGGGCGCAGACUUUGUUUAAGGCAUGGGGAGCACAGGUGGACGGAAUCCGCGGCACGGUCGGAGCCCCACUUGAUGUUCGGCAACAGUUGUGGGUGCUGCUGGGGAAGUUAGUGUCCGGAGGAUUCGCCUCGAAGGAAGUGCUCCGGAAGAUCGUUGGAUACCUAGCUUUUGCUUUUCAGUAUCGGCGGGAACUCUAUUCGCUCAUGCACCAUCUCUAUAAGUACAUCGACCGCAUGCCCCAGAAGCGUUGGAUCCCCAUCCCGAAGCACAUACAAGACGAGCUACGCAGUUGUGCCCUUCACCUACCAUUCGCGAAAUGCUCGAUGAGGCGACGUCUGCAAAGGCAAGUGUGUGCGACGGAUGCAACGCCCACGACUGGAGGCGCUGUCAUGGCGGAUGUGCCGGUUGAGUUAGCUUCAGAACUUUGGCGUAGGACUGAACUCCGGGGCCAGGCCGUGCGGUUGGAUCGUGAACGAGAUCUUCAGCUCGACGCUACGGUCCCCGAGGAGCCUUCAAAGUUCGGCAGUGUGGUCGCAGAGUGCGUGCAUUGGCGCAUCAUCAGCGGUUACACGUUUAGGCAAACCUCGCAUAUCAAUCUUCAGGAGGCUCGGGCACUACGGCGGGAGCUGAUCAAGUUAGCCGCGGACCCAUCGUGGCGAAAUUCUCUUGUCGUAUGCCUCAACGAUUCGAAUGUUGUCGUCGGUGCCUUCACCAAGGGUCGGUCAUCAAGUUAUCGGCUGAAUGGCAUCCUCCGUGGUCUGGUCCCGCACUUGGUCCUUGCCAACUUGGGGGUCGGUCUUAUUUGGAUUGAGACAUCAUCGAAUAGGGCGGACCAGCCAUCACGGGGUGAGGACCUUCCUCCUCCGUUGCCGGCUCCCAGGUGGCUGCAGGACUUCGGAAUCACCGGCAUUGUCGAAUGCGCCGGCCUCGAGGUGGGGAUCCACGGUGGUGAGUUAACACGGGCUCAUCGUGAUCGUGGCUUUAUCAUGGGGUCGCCUGUAGCAUUGGAUGAGGGUCUAGAGCUGAUGUUUCCAGUCAUUGAGGCCGUGGUCUCCAGUGGAAGGUUGUCUUGGGCUUGGUUUGCACCGCCUCGCAAAACUUUCUCGGCACUUCGGAGCCUUGACCGGAAUGGUCCACUCAGGCCGAAGGGCUAUCCAGAGGGGGAUGAGGCACAACCCGAGGUUGCGGCCGAGAACCUCAUCUGGAGAAGGACUUUGUCUCUUGUUGAUGCCGCCUUGCAGGUUGGAUGCUAUGUGGUGGUGGAACACCCGGCUACUAGUCGGGCUUGGCGGCUGCGGGAAACCCAGUUGCUGAUGCAGAAGGGGGGGUUGAAGUUGCACCGGGUUGAUUUGUGCGCAUACCGUGAAUCUGGAAAUGCAGCCAGUGUCCCACGACAGAGAACCCGGCUCCUCUCCAACGCCCCGUGGCUCAAGGAGGUUGUACAUCGGUGUCCCGGCGAUCAUUGGCGUGGGUCGUCACUGCGGGUGGAAAACGAGUACCUCGGCUGCGCGACGCGGCUCUCACUGCUGAAUACCGGCGAGGCAGCUGCAGAUUUCAGGGCCAUUGUUGCGGCAUACUUGGGCCGCGAUAAGGGCGUGGAGGACAUUGACUCCCGUGCGCACGCGGGGGAAUGCCAUAAAUUGAAAGUGGAGGACCUCCUGAUCCCCGAUCUCGGCCAGCCUCUCAGCAACGAGGAGGGGAUGGUGAUCACCAUUAGGAAGCCGAAGACGCGGCGAGUAUGGAGGUCGCAGUUUGUGCUAGUGAAAUCACACGCAUUGAUAUCCUGGAUGCGGUGGUGGGCGGUCGGACGGCGAGCUCAUAGGAGCUUGUUCCCCAUCGGUCGCCGGGAGUGGGCAAAGUGCGUGGCAGCAGCUCUCGAAGAGCUUGGACUACGGGAUCGUGGAUACACCCUCAGCUCAUUUCGGGGUGGAGGGGCAACCUACAUGUUCCAGCAAUCCAUGCACUUAGCUCAGCUGCAGUACCACGGCAGGUGGGCGCGGCAAGAAACAUUGAAGUCCUAUUUGCAGGAGGCCUUUUGUGCACAGGUUUCGGCGUCGGCCUCAGCGACGGCAAGGGCCAAUGUCAUUGCCGUCAACAACGACUGGUUGGGAGUUAGUGGACCAACCGAAGCCACCCCGGACUCAAGAGACGGUGCGUCCUCGUGCUGGUGUGCCGGGGUCAACAGGUCCUCGCGCCCGGGCGGAGGCGACCAGGGUUUCGGGGGCGGUGCGGCCGUCGUCUUCAACUUCAACACCAACCGCCUGUGUUUCUUCUUCGUUGCCCAGUUCCACUUCGAACAACAAGCCCCGGGACACCACCGCGACCUCCGUCACCUACCACACGGACAAGAGGAUCUACGUGAUUCUUUCAAACCCUCGGAAACCAUGGAUGGUCGGAAUGAUCCGGGGCCCGGCGGCCUCCACGUGGCCGCUAGUGGAGCGAAACCUUCCAAGCGGCAAACUCUCCACCUCAGCCGCCCGCCUUCGUCGGGUGCCGUCGCUCCAAGCAGCAGAAGACCUUUGGCACCAGUACUACCCCGACCAGCCGCUCCCGGAGCUGAAGCUGUAGAAGAAACGGCGGAAGUUGCUCAGUCUCUCCUCGCGGCGGUACACAGUGCAGCUGCUCAGCUGGGAGAUGCCGAGGUUGACAACGGAAGAACGGCGCAGGAAGUGCUGACAGACCCACAGGCGCUGGAGAGUGCUUCACGCUGGCGGGCGGGAACGGCCCCCCGUCAGCUUACAGCGGCGCUGGCGCGCCUCACUACUUCUCUGAGGGCGUGGGUAUCCGCGCCUACCAGGACGGCGGCUACACCUUCACCCUCGACUUUGACGCCUGCACGGCCAAGGCCGGUUCAGGCACACAGAGGACCGCAGUCUGCACCGCAGCCCAUCGUGAUCGCUUGGCUUCGCUGGCUGGUGUCCUGUAGAUGGAAGACAGGGCUGGCCAUCCUCUUCAUCCUGAUGUUCCCCCGACUUGUGGCUUUGUGCUUGGCCCUUUUGGUCAAGCUGUUCAUCCGAGGUACAGUUGCUCUUCUUACCCACGUCUGCCGCGAGCUUGUGCAGCAAAUAAUGGGGGCCGCCAACGAGAUCGAAGAAAAUCUCAUCACUUGGUUGUCACAGCAACUAGGAGUGCGGCAGCAACCAGCGGCCCCGUUGUACUUGACAAGCCAUCCAGCUCCUCCGCCACCUCCGGAGCUGGCGCCGGCAAGUACCCUCCCGGCCCGCCCCUUUGACCUCCUAACGGUCGUGCUGCUCGUGUGGAACCUCCGUCGUGGACAGCCAGCGGGUGGGGUUGGUAGGGAACAGUAA
Symbiodinium sp. CCMP2592 is the source of this 5862-nucleotide messenger RNA. The record is from the annotation of a GenBank genome assembly. NCBI's taxonomy places the organism in Eukaryota, Dinophyceae, Suessiales, Symbiodiniaceae.